AUGUGCCAGACCCUGUGCGCAUGCGCGGAGCAUCCUUCUCUCAUCCAGGACGAGGAGCGUACACGUUUCUCUAAGCAGUGCAUACGGGGUUUGUCAAACAUGGAUAUUGUAACACAUUGGAUCAAUGACACCAUCGAGUUCUACAAAUGGACACUGACCAUUGCAGACAAGCGUGUGGAGAAAUGGCCUUUGAUGGACAACCCCCUGCCCACUCUGGCCAUCAGCACCUCCUACCUGCUGUGCCUGUGGCUUGGGCCCAAAUACAUGAAAAACAGAGAAGCUUUCCAACUCCGCAAAACUCUAAUCAUUUACAAUUUCAGUAUGGUCUUCCUCAACUUUUUCAUCUUCAAAGAGUUGUUUAUGGCAGCACGGUCAGCAGGUUACAGUUAUAUCUGUCAAUCAGUCAAUUACUCCGAUGAUCCCAAUGAAGUCAGGGUGGCAGCAGCUCUGUGGUGGUACUUUGUCUCAAAAGGCGUUGAAUACCUGGACACAGUAUUUUUCAUUCUGAGAAAAAAGUUCAACCAGGUGACUUUCCUGCAUGUGUAUCACCACUGCACCAUGUUCACGCUGUGGUGGAUCGGCAUCAAAUGGGUGGCAGGAGGACAGUCAUUUUUUGGCGCACACAUGAAUGCAGCAAUCCAUGUUUUGAUGUACCUGUAUUAUGGGCUGGCCUCUUGCGGACCCAAGAUCCAGAAGUAUCUUUGGUGGAAGAAGUAUUUGACCAUUAUUCAGAUGAUUCAAUUCCACGUAACGAUCGGACACACCGCGCUUUCGCUCUACGUCAACUGCGACUUCCCCCACUGGAUGCACUACUCCCUCAUCUGCUAUGCCAUCACCUUCAUAAUUCUGUUCGGCAACUUCUACUACCAGACCUAUCGCCGGCAGCAGCCAAAACGUGAAGCCAUCUCCUCCAAAUCCAAGUCCCUCUCCAACGGGGCUCUCAAUGGACUGAACAAGGCCACAAACGGAGCCACAUCGUCCGGGAACAGGGAGGAAAAGAACCAGGAGAACUCUGGACGAAGGAAGAGGAAAGGACGGGCAAAGAGAGAUUAG
This is a messenger RNA of Knipowitschia caucasica, 1053 nucleotides long. NCBI's taxonomy places the organism in Eukaryota, Metazoa, Chordata, Actinopteri, Gobiiformes, Gobiidae. The record is from the annotation of a GenBank genome assembly.